Messenger RNA from Exophiala viscosa, 2074 nucleotides. Its product is annotated as fungal trichothecene efflux pump. The record is from RefSeq and is a predicted model, not a curated record. Gene Ontology annotation, molecular function: transmembrane transporter activity. NCBI's taxonomy places the organism in Eukaryota, Fungi, Ascomycota, Eurotiomycetes, Chaetothyriales, Herpotrichiellaceae. Gene Ontology annotation, cellular component: plasma membrane. The transcript has 9 exons. The coding region runs from base 63 to 1874 and encodes 603 amino acids. Gene Ontology annotation, biological process: transmembrane transport.
CCACACGAUCCCAGUUCUUGCCGCCACGCUACCCAGACCUUGACACUCUUCUUCAUGCAAAGAUGGCGCAACCGGGCCAUGAGACCGAAAGACCCGUUACUGUCCUUGAACGGAUAGAGCUCGAGCAUAUCGACGCAGAAGGAAGGGAAGAUAACAAGCGUGCCGCGGCUUUGGGGACUGAAACGGACCUAGGCGCCAGCUAUCUCCUGAAUUUCAGGUUGUUCGGGAGCUUGUGCUCGAUCUCUCUCGCAGCAAUUACGGCUUAUUGGGGCUUCAGUCCUCCAGCUGCGGUACUCACCUUCAUAGCCGAAGACAUCGGUACCAGCGGCGGCAACGAGAGUCUCUUCAGCAUAGUGUGGACCAUGUGCGCGGCCGUCACCAUGUUGCUACUCGGCAGGCUGUCGGACAAGUUUGGCCGCCGGCCUUUCGUACUGUCUGCAACCGUGAUAUCAAUAGUCGGCGCGAUCAUCGCAGCCACUGCAAAGACCAUGAACGCCUUGAUUGGAGCAAAUGUUCUCCUGGGUCUCGCGGCUGGAAUUCAGUCCUGUUACGCAUUGCUGGUCGGCGAAAUCGUGCCCAAUAAGUACAAGUGGUUGGGUAUCAUGGUUGUCAUUGUUCCCAGUCUGAUUCCAUCAGGAUUUGGUGCCUACUUGGCUCGCAUGUUGGUCGAAAAUUCCAGCUGGAGGUGGAUAUAUUACAUCCAGAUCAUUUUGAUGACUUGUGCCUUGGGCCUGCAAAUCAUUUUCUACAAACCCCCCAACUUCAAACAACUCCACGGCGAAAGAAGCUUUAGAAGAGAGUUGAUGCGAGUCGAUUAUGUGGGCAUUUUUCUGCUCGUCUCGGGCCUGUCUAUGUUCUUGCUGGGAGUGUCCUGGGGAGGUCAACCCACACCGUGGAAAUCGGCCAAGAUUAUUAGCCUCAUCGUUGUUGGCGGUUGUCUCCUGUUGAUUUUAUGUUUCUGGGACGUUUAUUCAAAAACUCCGAACCCGAUUAUCCCGGUCCGGGCAUGGAAAGACCUUAGGGGAUUUGCGCCUCUCGCUUGCAUUUCUGGAGCUGCUGGGGCGAUGUAUGUUGCCCCGGUCAUCAUCUGGCCUGCGCAGGUGGUUCGAGUAUACGGAUCGCACUUCACUGGCUGGAAAGCUGAGGCAUGGACGACGACUACUAUCGCUUUUGGCUUGACUUCAGGCAUGUUGUUCUUCGGCUUCUUUUUCCACAUCAUGAAGCGGAUUAAAUACCAACUUCUCUUCGAAGCGGUUCUUUCGACCACAUUUAUUGGAGCUCUGGCUUCCUGCGGACGUAACGACUUAUCGGCAGCCAUCGCCUUUUCCACAAUCGGCAGCUUCCCAGUCGGCGCCAUGGAGGUCACUCCACAGGUUGUGGUCCAAAUGGACUCUCCAGAUGGCGAGAUAGGAGUAUUCUACGCUUUCAUGAAUGCAUUCCGGACAGCUUGUGGUGCCGUCUUCACGGCAGUGUUUCUCGCAAUACUAAACAGCAAGACCGGUCCGAAAAUCGCAGAGAUGGUGCCCCCCGCAGCUGUUGCGGCCGGCCUUCCUCGUUCAUCUCUAACCGCGCUUACCAAUGCCCUGGCCCAGGGAACUGGUAGUGCACUGGCAAGCGUCCCCGGCAUGACAGAAUCGAUUGAGCUGGCCGUCAACAACGCUCUCGCAGAUGCGUACUCCGCAGCGUACGCGUAUGUAUACUACGCGGCCAUCGCCGUCGGCUGCAUCGCCAUCAUUAGCGCAUUAGUAUUGAGAGACUACGACGACAGAAUGACCAACCACGUCGCAAAACAAAUGUACCAUGGCGACAGGAACAUCGACGUGCUGGCUACAAAUGAGAAGGAGCCUGUCGAGCACACCGAGGAAGGAGCGUGAGCGGUCCUAGAACCGCAGGCCUGCGGUCUUGAGAUCUAUUCGGAAGUGUGAGCUGGUCGAGCAUCUCGUCCUAGUUUGGAACACUCCAUACAAUAUUUACAAUCAGGGCGUGUUGAGCAUGAACGGCAUAUUGGAGACACCCAGCCAAUGGCGGUUGUUGUAAAUUUACCGGCCCUUUCAAUCUUCCCAAAAGUACACAU